UAGCUGCCUUAUUACCAACAAAGGCGUCUUGGGACGCGCUUCCAUUGUCUCCGAGGGAAUCUUCACCUAUUCUCAGUGAAAUCCGCCGCAGAUUGCCUGCAACAGGAGGUAGGGAUUAAAGAUACGGCCCUAGGAACGAACAAAUGGUGAGGCUGGUCAGCCAGGACAGGCCGGAGGCGGGGCCGAGCGACACCCACAAUUAAAGAUUGAACUUUGUGUGAACUAAUGUAUCUGCAGGAGGAGAAGCCUGCUCGCUGUCCUGGCAGCCUAUAAAAGACGCUGGUUGUACACUGGCUCCUCAGUAGCUGACAGAGGUUUAUUUGAACGCUGUUGAUGCUUCAAUAAAACACUGCUUGUCACAGAAUCCGCUGCAACAUGGCUCUGAGCACGCUCCUGGCCACGCUCCUGUGCACCAUCGUGCUUCCUAUCCUGCUGUUUCUGGUCGCGGUGAAACUGUGGGAAGUCUACAUGAUCCGAGGCAGAGACCCGCGCUGCCCCAGCCCGCUGCCCCCCGGGUCCAUGGGCUUACCCUUCAUUGGAGAGACGCUGCAGCUCAUUCUCCAGAGGAGAAAGUUUCUGCGGAUGAAGCGACAGAAGUAUGGUUACAUCUACCGCACACACCUUUUCGGGAACCCCACGGUGCGCGUAACCGGAGCGGAUAACAUCAGGCACAUUCUGCUGGGGGAGCACAGGCUCGUGUCCGCGCAGUGGCCCGCGUCUGUGCGUACCAUUCUGGGCUCGGACACGCUGUCUAACGUACACGGAAUCCAGCACAGGACCAGGAAAAAGGCCAUCAUGCGGGCCUUCUCUAGGGAGGCUCUGGAGCUCUACAUCCCUGUCAUUCAGGAGGAGGUGCAGGCUGCGGUGAAGGAGUGGCUGGCGAAGGACUCCUGUGUGCUGGUCUACCCUGAGAUGAAGCGACUGAUGUUCCGCAUAGCCAUGAGGAUCCUACUGGGCUUUGAGCUGGAGCAGAUUAAGACUGAUGAACAGCAACUGGUGGAAGCUUUUGAGGAAAUGAUCAAGAAUUUGUUUUCUCUGCCUAUUGAUGUACCCUUCAGUGGACUGUACAGGGGUCUGAAGGCUAGGAACUUCAUCCACUCCAAGAUAGAGGAGAGUAUCAAGAAGAAGGUGCUGGAGUCGGACGGUGAGUCCAGCCACAGCGACGCUCUGCAGCAACUCAUAGACAGCAGCAAGAAGAACGGAGAGCCCUUCAGCAUGCAGGCCAUUAAGGAGUCUGCUACAGAACUGUUGUUUGGGGGCCAUGAAACCACGGCUAGCACAGCCACCUCUCUGGUCAUGUUCCUGGGCUUGAACCCUGACAUUGUGGAUAAACUGAGGCAGGAACUCAAGGACAAAGAGGAGCAAGGGAUGGACCUCCAGAGUCUGACCAUCAAGUCCUUGGAGCAGUUAAAAUACACUGGCUGUGUCAUUAAAGAGACUCUGAGAAUCAACCCUCCUGUCCCUGGCGGCUUUAGAGUGGCCCUCAAGACUUUUGAACUCAAUGGUUACCAAAUUCCCAAAGGCUGGAAUGUUAUCUACAGCAUUUGUGACACCCAUGAUGUGGCAGAGAUCUUUCCCAACAAGGAAGACUUCCAGCCAGAGCGCUUCAUGACCAAACCUUCAGCUGACUCCUCCAGGUUCCAGUAUGUCCCAUUUGGAGGGGUCCAGAAGGAAUUUGCCAAAGUCCUGCUGUAGAUCUUCCUGGUGGAAGUGGUUACAAAGUGUCACUGGACUCUUUUAAAUGGGCCACCCACCAUGAAAACAGCACCUACUGUCUAUCCUGUGGACAAUCUGCCAACCAAGUUUAAGAGCUAUGUACAACAUUAAACUGAGAUGACGAGGAGUCGUGUUUUCUAAAGCUGUGUGAAAUUUGAGGAUUCUCAAAAGUCUUGGCUCAUGUGUGUUUUGUGUCCAAAUCCACAGGGGUAACUGUAACCAAGGCACUUGGAGUUUUUGGAAGCACUCGGGUGUUCUUAGGAAACAGAUCAAAGGUUGCACUUAACACAAGCAGAGAAAAUAUGUUCUUCUGGACUUGUCAAUGUGGCCUUUUAACAUGAACUGUACAGACUAUAGAUGAUUUGAGAAUGUAUUUUAUGUUUUGAUGUUAAUACUGUAGAAUUGUGUGUAUGUAUUUACAUAUAUGAACAAAAUAAACAAGAGGCACUAUACACAGACUUGGAAGACUAAUUAGCUCAGAGGUGUAUCCAUAUGUUUAUAUACAAUAUAUAACCUCUAUA
This is a messenger RNA of Monopterus albus (swamp eel), 2237 nucleotides long. It is a transcript of the gene cyp26a1, whose product is annotated as cytochrome P450, family 26, subfamily A, polypeptide 1. The record is from RefSeq and is a predicted model, not a curated record. Gene Ontology annotation, biological process: sterol metabolic process. NCBI's taxonomy places the organism in Eukaryota, Metazoa, Chordata, Actinopteri, Synbranchiformes, Synbranchidae. Gene Ontology annotation, molecular function: heme binding; monooxygenase activity; iron ion binding.